UUUCCGGCAGGGACGCGGACCCGGGGCGAGUGCUGCAUCUGCCAUGGUGGGAGCCGGUUUCUAGCGCCCGAAGUCGGGCCAGGUUGGCCCGCUCUCCGCCCUUGUGAGCAGGAAGCGCGUGUGGGGGCCUCGAGCGCAGGCGGCCGGACCAGCUGCGAGGCGGGCGGGCGGGCGGGCGCGCGGCCGGUGGGGCCUAGCCUGGCAUUCCUGCAGCAGAACUUCCUUUGCGGCCCAUUGGAUUCCUAGCAAAGGCUUACCUGUCCAAGUCAGUCGUGAAAAUGCACAUUAAGUCCAUCAUUCUCGAAGGAUUCAAGUCCUAUGCUCAGAGGACUGAAGUCAAUGGUUUUGACCCCCUCUUCAACGCUAUCACGGGUUUAAAUGGCAGUGGGAAAUCCAACAUAUUGGACUCCAUUUGUUUUUUGCUGGGCAUCUCCAAUCUGUCUCAGGUUCGGGCUUCUAAUUUACAAGAUUUAGUUUACAAAAAUGGGCAGGCUGGUAUUACUAAAGCCUCAGUCUCAAUCACCUUUGACAAUUCUGAUAAAAAGCAAAGUCCUUUAGGAUUUGAAGUUCAUGAUGAAAUUACAGUAACAAGGCAGGUGGUCAUUGGUGGCAGAAAUAAAUAUUUAAUCAAUGGAGUAAAUGCAAACAAUACCAGAGUACAGGAUCUCUUUUGUUCUGUUGGCCUUAACGUUAACAACCCUCACUUUCUCAUCAUGCAGGGCCGAAUCACAAAAGUGUUGAAUAUGAAACCUCCAGAGAUUUUGUCCAUGAUAGAAGAAGCAGCUGGAACCAGGAUGUAUGAAUACAAAAAAAUAGCUGCCCAAAAAACUAUAGAAAAAAAGGAGGCUAAGCUGAAAGAAAUUAAGACGAUACUUGAAGAAGAAAUUACUCCAACCAUUCAGAAAUUAAAAGAGGAAAGAUCUUCCUACUUGGAGUAUCAAAAAGUAAUGAGGGAAAUAGAACAUUUGAGUCGUUUAUAUAUUGCUUAUCAGUUUUUGCUUGCUGAAGAUACCAAAGAACGCUCAGCUGAGGACUUAAGAGAAAUGCAGGAUAAAGUUCAAAAGCUUCAAGAGGAAUUGUCUGAGAAUGAUAAAAAAAUAAAAGCGCUUAAUCAUGAAAUAGAGGAGUUGGAAAAAAGAAAAGAUAAGGAAAUUGGAGGUGUACUCCGAUCUUUAGAAGAUGCUCUUGCAGAAGCUCAGCGAGUUAAUACUAAAUCUCAAAGUGCCUUUGAUCUCAAGAAGAAAAAUCUGACAGGCGAAGAAAACAAACGCAAAGAGCUGGAAAAAAAUAUGAUUGAGGAUUCUAAAACUUUAGCAGCAAAGGAAAAAGAGGUUAAAAAGAUAACAGAUGGGCUGAACACCCUUCAAGAAGCAAGUAAUAAAGACGCUGAAGCUUUGGCUGCUGCACAGCAGCACUUCAAUGCUGUUUCCGCUGGCCUGUCCAGUAACGAAGAUGGAGCAGAAGCAACUCUUGCUGGUCAAAUGAUGGCCUGUAAAAAUGACAUAAGUAAAGCUCAGACAGAAGCCAAACAGGCUCAGAUGAAAUUGAAACAUGCCCAACAAGAAUUAAAGACUAAACAAGCUGAAGUUAAGAAGAUGGAUAGUGGCUACAGGAAGGAUCAAGAAGCUUUAGAGGCUGUGAAGAAGCUUAAAGAAAAACUUGAAGCCGAAAUAAAAAAGCUAAAUUAUGAAGAAAACAAGGAGGAAAGCCUUCUGGAAAAGCGCAGGCAACUGUCACGUGAUAUCAGUAGAUUGAAAGAAACAUAUGAAGCUCUCUUGGCCAGAUUUCCCAAUCUUCAAUUUGCCUACAGGGAUCCAGAGAAGAACUGGAAUAGAAAUUGUGUGAAAGGACUUGUAGCUUCUUUGAUUAGUGUGAAAGAUACUUCUGCAACCACAGCUUUAGAAUUGGUGGCUGGGGAACGACUCUACAAUGUUGUAGUAGACACAGAGGUUACUGGAAAAAAGCUUCUAGAAAAGGGGGAAUUGAAACGUCGAUACACUAUAAUUCCACUCAAUAAAAUUUCAGCCACAUGUAUUGCUCCAGAAACCCUGAGGGUCGCUCAGAAUCUUGUUGGCCCUAACAAUGUUCAUGUGGCUCUUUCCCUGGUUGAAUACAAACCGGAACUUCAGAAAGCAAUGGAAUUUGUCUUUGGAACAACAUUUGUUUGUGACAAUAUGGAUAAUGCAAAAAAAGUAGCCUUUGAUAAAAGGAUAAUGACUAGAACUGUAACUCGAGGAGGUGAGGUAUUUGAUCCUCAUGGGACACUGAGUGGAGGUGCUCGAUCCCAGGCGGCUUCAAUUUUAACCAAGUUUCAGGAGCUCAAAGAUGUCCAAGAUAAGCUGAGAAUCAAGGAGAAUGAACUACAGGCUCUAGAAGAGGAAUUAGCAGGUCUUAAAAACACUGCUGAAAAGUAUCGCAAACUAAAACAGCAGUGGGAGAUGAAAACCGAGGAGGCAGAUUUAUUACAAACCAAGCUCCAGCAAAGUUCAUAUCACAAGCAACAAGAAGAAUUAGAUGCUCUUAAAAAAACCAUUGAGGAAAGUGAGGAGACCUUAAAAAACACCAAAGAAAUUCAAAGGAAAGCAGAAGAAAAAUAUGAAGUAUUAGAGAAUAAAAUGAAAAAUGCAGAAGCUGAAAGAGAGAAAGAGCUGAAAGAUGCUCAGAAAAAACUUGAUUGUGCCAAAACAAAAGCGGAUGCUUCCAGCAAGAAAAUGAAAGAAAAACAACAGGAAGUUGAAGCUAUCACUCUGGAACUAGAAGAGCUCAAGAGAGAGCAUGCAUCCUGCGAACAACAGCUUGAAGCUGUAAAUGAAGCCAUCAAAUCCUAUGAAGGUCAGAUUGAAGUGAUGGCAGCUGAGGUGGCUAAAAGUAAGGAAUCAUUAAAUAAAGCUCAAGAAGAGAUGACCAAGCAAAAAGAAGUGAUAACAGCCCAGGACAAUGUAAUUAAAGCUAAAUAUGCAGAAGUGGCAAAGCAUAAGGAACAAAACAAUGAGUCUCAGCUUAAAAUUAAGGAACUGGACCACAACAUCAGCAAGCAUAAACGGGAAGCUGAAGAUGCUGCUGCAAAGGUAUCCAAAAUGUUGAAAGAUUAUGACUGGAUUAAUGCAGAGAAACACCUCUUUGGACUACCCAAUAGUGCCUAUGAUUUCAAAACUAAUAACCCAAAAGAAGCUGGUCAGAGACUUCAGAAGUUGCAAGAAAUGAAGGAAAAACUAGGAAGAAAUGUCAACAUGAGAGCUAUGAAUGUACUAACAGAAGCGGAAGAGCGGUAUAAUGACUUGAUGAAGAAGAAGAGAAUUGUAGAAAAUGACAAAUCCAAAAUACUUGCAACUAUAGAAGACCUUGACCAGAAGAAAAACCAAGCCCUGAACAUUGCUUGGCAAAAGGUGAACAAGGACUUUGGGUCUAUUUUUUCUACUCUUUUGCCUGGUGCUAAUGCUAUGCUUGCACCACCAGAGGGGCAAACCGUGUUGGAUGGUCUGGAGUUCAAGGUUGCCUUAGGAAAUACUUGGAAAGAAAACCUAACUGAACUUAGUGGUGGUCAGAGGUCAUUGGUGGCUUUGUCAUUAAUAUUGUCCAUGCUCCUCUUCAAACCUGCUCCAAUUUACAUCCUGGAUGAGGUCGAUGCAGCCCUGGAUCUUUCUCACACCCAGAACAUUGGGCAGAUGCUGCGUACUCAUUUCACACAUUCUCAGUUCAUUGUGGUGUCCCUAAAGGAAGGUAUGUUCAACAAUGCAAACGUCCUUUUCAAAACCAAGUUUGUGGAUGGUGUUUCUACAGUAGCCAGAUUUACUCAGUGUCAGAGUGGAAAGGUCCCAAAGGAAACCAAGGCCAAGGCGAAAGGACCCAAGUGAUCACAGGUGGAAGUUUAAAGUAUGAAUUCACUUCUUCACCUUCACCUGCUUUUUAAACAGACUUUUUCAGAACCUGGGAUUUAUCUCAUUUGUUUAUAUAAAGAUUUAAUGUUUUUUAUUACUUGAUCCAUAUUUUCUCUUCCCAUAUAUAAUCACUUAUAAAUGAACAUGAUUUCUCUUUUCUUAGUUUAACUAUGGCCCAAUUACUGUGAUUGUGAUUUUAUGCAUGUCAUCAAUUAUUUUUCUUACACAAGUCUUGUAGAGUAGGGAGCCUGAGAUACCUGUUUGGUGGGAAAUCCCGUUUGUAAAAGCAAAAAUACAAAGAAACAGGUAAAAUUAGAUUAUGGGAUAAAUAUAGCUGAUAAUCAGCUUUUAGUUUAAUUCCUAAGAUAAUAUUAAUUCCUAAGAUAAUAUUAAUGUAUUUUCUAUUGCUAAUAAAGUCAUUAGGUAAGGAAGAAUAAAAAAGCAAGGAGCUGGACCAACAGCGGGAACACAGAGCAAGGUGUUAGGCACAUUCUGAGCUAUUUGUGGUUAGUUUCUUGAGAACACAAUGCUAGAUCCCUGAUUCAGACUCAAAUGACAGAAAUCAAGACCUAUUUCCCACUUUGUGAUGUUUGAAUAUCAUGUUUCUAGAUGCUCAGUAAUUGAUCUGUAUAUGCGUACAUUUUUUAAAAAUCUUUAUAAAUAUUUCUGUAGGAGUUUAGGAGAAAGGUAUGUUGCUUGCUGCUCUCUGGUGCAAGUUUAUCUGAAGUCUCCCAAUACUUCUGUCAGCCUUUUCAUAAUCUAAUCAAUAACAAUCUAUUGUUGGAUGUGAAUGUAGAAGCCAACAGACCAAAUAAAAUUUACCUUUUUCUUCAGUCUAAGAUAUUUGUAAAUAAAUUAGAUCCAUCUGUUUAACCAAAAGAACUCAAAAUUUGAUUGUUUCUUAGUGUCUUCUACUCUCCAGUUCAAAAGAUCGUGCUGACAAACAACCUAAGAAUAGUUGUUAAUGUCUAUAGGUAUAUUAUCACCAGUGUCUCCAAACUCUGAAUCUUGAAAGCUCUGACAUGAUCUCAUCUGAUCUUGGGUAUAUUAUUUUGAUCCCACAUCCCUUCAUAUUUCAGUUCUAAAUUCCUUUGUUUUUCCUUUCCCUAAUAUAUGCUCAUACUUCUUGGUCAUGGGUUUAAUAUUUUUCAUUCUUCAUUUUUAUACAUAUGUGAGGAUGUCAGAUAGCACUCAGGUAACUGAAAUUAUGGGAUACCUUGAAAAGGAUUGAAUCAGGAAUUAGUCCUGACUACUGUGGGAGGCUAGGGGAGUACUAGUAAAUGCUGAGUUACAGGAAGCCCAAUAUCACAUAGAACAGACAUAAGAAAAUUUUUAUUUUCUCUCAAAUGCAUUGCAAAUUAUUUGCCAAAACAGUUUACACUGUCACAAUAUAGUAUACCUGUUGGCCACAGCCUAGUCAGCAAGGCUGUUAAUUUUAAUACUUACAACUUACUAGUUAUAAAAUGGCACUUCAUUGUUAUUUAACUAGUAUUGUGUAAAUAACCCGUGGGGUGAGUAUUGUUGCCAUGUGUACUAAUUUUCUUUCCUUUGCUACAAAUUAUCUAUUUGUUUGCUUUCCUAAUUUUUGUCAUUUGCUCUUUGAUGAAAAUCCUCAAACAUUAAAUUUUUGUAAGUAAUGUCAUUCUUUGAUUAGAGGGAGGACAUUAAGUAGGAUGGGGACAUUAUUUCAUACAUCCGCAAUAAUGUAAUAUUUAGUGUGCUCUAUCUAUAUAUUAGACACUAUUCUCACAUGCACAUAUUUUCAUUUUUAAUCCAUUAAUGACCCAGUGGACUCAGUACUGUUGUCAGGAUUAUGUAAUGGAGGAAACUGAAUUGAGCAGAGAAGUUAAACUUGCCCACAGUGAUAACACAGUUCAGUGGCAGAGCCAAGAUACCAAUGCUGGCAGUUGGUCUCCAGAAUCUAUGAGGUACUACUGCCUGACAGCCUGAACAUUUGUAUUUGUACAUAACACAUUUAAAGGGUACCUACAUGAGCAGGAUGUACAACAUGUGAAUUAUCUAGAGGAAGAAUCUCAAACGUUUGAAGACAGUUUUUUAGUUUUAGCAUUUCAAGUACACUAACAACAAAUGCAAAAGAACAAACUUGAGAAUCCCUCUUCCAAUGUGGUGGGGUUCCCAGAGUCAUGUCAGCUUCAGUCAGGGCAGCUUUAUUUCUUUUUUAUCAUGUAACUUCUUUAUAGCGCGUUACUAUUACGAAUUAGCUUGCUUAAUUUCUUUACUAUUAAACCAGCCUUGUGUCCUGGGAAUAACCCCCACUUGCUCCUAUUGUCUAGUUCUUUUUAUGUAAUGCUGGAUUCAAUUUGCUAAUAAUUUGGUCAUGACACUUAUGUUUUCAUGAGUGGCAUUGGUCUGUAGGCUUUUUUUUUUUUUACGGCCUUUAUUUGGUUCCAGGGUAAUGAAUUGGGAAAUGUUUUUAAUUUUUUGGAGUGUAUUUAACUUUCAAUUACAAUGGGAGUUUUCCAGGUAGUUUUUUCUUAACUGAUUGUUAGUUUAAUUUUGUUAUGGUCAGGGUAUAUCAUUUUAAUUUUUAAAAAAUUAGAAAGAAAAUGAUAGAUUUAAAUGCUUCUCUUAGAAAACAAUGAGGUACAAAUUCAGUGGUGUAAGGUUCUACUUUAAGUUAUAUCUUUAAGAUAAGAACAAAGUAAACUCAAAUUAAAUGGAAAUAAAAUAAAGGGUAGAAAUCAGCAACAUGAAAACAAAAACAGUGGAGAGAAAAAAAAUCAAUGAAACCAACAUCUAGUUCUCAAAAGAGCAACAACAUUGGAAUAUCUCUAAUUUGACCAAGGAAACCAGAGAGAGUAGAAACCACUAGUAUCAGGAAUGAAAUCAGAGUUGCCACUCUGGAUCCUUACCCAAAGGAUACAAAAUCAUGACCAUUUUUAUGCCAUUAACUUCAAUAAUUUGGACAAGAUUGAAAAACUAUUAGAAAAAUAAAACUCACCAAAACUGGCACAAGGAUAUAGAAAACCUGAAUAGCCUCACAUCUGUUAAUGCAGUUGAAAAUUAUCUUCCCACAAAGAGAACUCCAAUAUUAUAUGGUUUUACUUGUAAAUUUUACCAUUCAAGGAAGAAAUAACAUCAGUGUUACACAAUGUCUUAUAGAAAACAGAUGGAGAGGGAAUACCUCCAACUUGUUUUGUGAGACCAGUGUUACUCUAAUACAAAAACUCGACAAAGACAUUACAAACAAAAUUAUAGGGCUGUAGUCCGCAAACAAAAAUUCUGAAAAUAUUAGCAAAUUGAAUCUAACAUCAUCUAUAAAAGAUAAGCCAUUUUCAAGUUGUUUUCAACAGAUGGUACUGACAGAUAUUUACACAGAGAAACAAACACUGACCCUUCACACGCGUGUAAAGGCAUCACAGCACAAACUACUGGUAGGACUGUGCCGUUUUCAUGGUCGUGUAUCCGAAUAUUUUGAAUGGCAGUUUCACUUCAGAGUGUCUGAUGGAACUGUACAAAUCAUUUUUUAUAUCAACCUGCUGAGUACAUGGCUAUAAUAAUUGGAAUGACAAAAUGGGAAUUAUGUAUAAGCACUUCUGCAUACCAAAUCAUGAUGUGUAUUUUGCAAAAAUGCAAUUAUGUCACUUGGGGUCUGAAGUAUCCACUUCUUUAUUUUUCCCCACGGAAUACCAUUUUUACUUGAACAUAAGACUAAGACAAAUAUGGUUAUUAAGUCUAUGGUAUUUGGUAGACAUUUCUCAAAACUGAACAAAGUCAGUCUGCCAUAAGAACCUGACAUAUCUGUUGCAAGUAAGAAAAUUGUAGCUUUCAAGUGAAAGUUAGAAUUUUGGCAAGCUUGUAUUCAUCAUUGUGAACUUGACAUCUUCUCAAUACUUAAAAGACUUUUCUUGCCCUGGCGGUGUGGCUCAGUGGUUGAGCAUCAGCCCAUGCACCAGGAGGUUGCAGGUUUGACUUUUGGUCAGGGCACAUGCCCAGGUUGUGUGCUCGAUCCCCAGCAGGGGGUGUGCAGGAGGCAGCCAAUAGCUAUUGAUGUUUCUCUCUCCAUGUUUCUAUCUCUCCCUCUCUCAGUCU
Myotis daubentonii (Daubenton's bat) is the source of this 7931-nucleotide messenger RNA. RefSeq names its product structural maintenance of chromosomes 2 (gene SMC2). Gene Ontology annotation, biological process: chromosome organization. The record is from RefSeq and is a predicted model, not a curated record. Gene Ontology annotation, cellular component: chromosome. Gene Ontology annotation, molecular function: ATP binding; protein binding; ATP hydrolysis activity. NCBI's taxonomy places the organism in Eukaryota, Metazoa, Chordata, Mammalia, Chiroptera, Vespertilionidae.